AUGAAAGCGCCACCGCGGAAAAUGCGGUGUCUGGGGCGCCCGCGGCCAUCAUACCCACGACCAUUGGAAGUACAGUGGUGGAAACGGCGGGGCUCGCCAGUUAUGAACAUUAAGGGAUCGGUCUACGGAGGUGUUGCCGGUAUAGGCAACGCGAGUAGCCACUCGGCCCGGUCCCAUGCUACAUCCCGGCACAAUGCACGAGGUGGCACAUGA
Molecule: messenger RNA, 213 nt
Organism: Penicillium crustosum
Lineage: Eukaryota; Fungi; Ascomycota; Eurotiomycetes; Eurotiales; Aspergillaceae
Exons: 2
Coding region: 1-213 (70 amino acids)
Source: RefSeq, a predicted model, not a curated record